AUGUAUCAUCAUUCUGUUUCUGUGGGAGAAAUUAAUGAAGGAAAUAAUAGAGAUUCGUACAAUGGAAAUGAGUUACAGGAUGCUUCAAAAAUGGAAUGGGCAUUGAGAGUUCAAUGUUUUAUAGGUUGUUUUUUUCUUUCAAUUGUUGCUUCAUUUUGUUCUAGUUUUCUGUUAAUUCAAGGAAAACUUACUGGUUAUACAGUAUUAGUUUCUAUUGGAUCAGUUAUUUCUAUUAUUGGGUCUCUUUUUUUAUCUGGCCCAGUAAAACAACUUAGAAAUAUGUUUCAAGAGAAAAGAAUUAUUGCAACCUGUGUAUAUAUCUCCAGCAUAAUAAUGUCGUUUAUUGCAGCACUUGCUUUGAAAUCUGUAUUAUUGGCUAUCAUUUGUAUAAUUAUACAAUAUUUGGCUAUGACAUGGUAUUCAUUAUCAUAUAUUCCUUAUGCUCAUAAUUUCAUAAAAAAAUUAUUUUCGAGUUGUUGUUAA
Molecule: messenger RNA, 483 nt
Organism: Strongyloides ratti
Lineage: Eukaryota; Metazoa; Nematoda; Chromadorea; Rhabditida; Strongyloididae
Product: Vesicle transport protein, Got1/SFT2-like family-containing protein
Exons: 2
Coding region: 1-483 (160 amino acids)
Biological process (GO): vesicle-mediated transport
Cellular component (GO): membrane
Source: RefSeq, a predicted model, not a curated record